UUAUUAGAGCUUCAAGUGUUAUAGUUAAAACAUUAAAAUCAGCGUCGCUAACAGUUGUGUCGCAUCAUCAAUAAAUUUUUAAACGAACAACAUUUUUAGUUUGCUUUGCCAAUAAAAUGCGAUUUUUCGUGUUGUGUGCCUUUUUUACAUUGGCUGCGGCCUCUAAAACGCACUUUUUACCUGUCACCUCCUCUUCACAAUUACUUCUUUUGAAUAAUAAUCCGCUGGUGCAAGCACCUCCGGUAACUGAGUAUCGGGAGCAGGAUUCGAAAGGUUUUUAUUCGUACGGUUACAAAGGAGAUAGUUCCGCUAAAGCUGAAUAUACGACUACCGAUGGUUCAUCGAAAGGUUUUUACUCGUAUGUGGAUAGUGACGGUAAAUUGCAGACAGUAAAAUAUGAAGCGGGACGAAAUCAAGGUUUCCAAGCUACAGCUACAAAUUUGCCUACUGCCCCGAUGGAUACGAAUCGCCCACCUGAGCCAGUUAAAGAUACACCGGAAGUAGAGUUGGCUAAGCAAGCUCAUUUUGAGGCAUAUCGAGAGGCUGCGUUAAAGGCCGCUUUGCAUCCGGACACAGGUGCGGAACUAAAUGACGGUAAUGAUUAUAAUUUAGCGGCUGAACAACCGCAAUCUCGGCUUAAUGUAGAGUUGCAGCAAAAUACUCGUGAUUUGUUAAUAAAUCGUCAGAAUUUGCGUGAGGAGCUUUUAAGCCAAGAGCGAACGUAUUCUCAGGAUCGAAAUGCUGAUGAACGAUUACAAGAGCAAUUGCAAUUACAGCAACAACAACAACAACAGCAACAGCAACAGCAGCAGCAACAACAACAACAGCAACAGCAACAACAGCAGCAGCAAGAAUUGCAAUUGCAGCAGCAACAACAACAGAGCAUUGUAAGAAUACAGCAACAGCAGCAACAACAGCAGCAACAAGAGCAACAAUUGCAACAAUUACAACCGCGUGAAAAUUUAUUGAGAUUACAGCAACAACAAGAACAAUUACAGCAACAACAACAACAACAACAAUUGCAGCAACAACAACAGUUACAACAGCAACAACAAAUACAACAGCAGCAAUUACAGCAACAACAGUUACAACAACAGCUACAGCAACAACAGCAGCAGCAACAGCAGCAACAACAACCUCAAUUAUUGACAACAGCUUUUGCUGAAAGUAGACUAGAACAUUCCCCGCUGGGAGAAUUACGUACCAUAUAUCGUUUGGACAAUGCUGACUCAAAUGUAGAAUUGAAAUUACCGGUACACGAUUUCACAGAUUUAUCAAGCCGUCGGCCACUAACUCUUUUACGCGAAGAGACGCGUCCCGCACUUUUAACUAGUUCAUCGUACGAAAGUCUGCGUCUGCCCUCUUCGUCUUAUCAUUAUCAUGUAUCGCAACCAAGUGCUCAGUAUACGGUUGGCUCACCCACAGUUCUUACCACUUUACCGCGUAUUGAAUCCAUACAUUUGACUAACCAACAAUCCUUACCCUUAUCCGUAGGCAAUAGCUAUUUAACACAACGCCUCAGUGAUAAAUCUGUCGUUUAGAAAAAGAUGCACAUUUUCACUUACACACACAUAUAUAUCACUCAUUUGAUAUCAUUGCUAUCCCUAAUGCCUUAUCCGCUUGCUCAGUUGUUAAU
Glossina fuscipes is the source of this 1636-nucleotide messenger RNA. It is a transcript of the gene Cpr72Ec, whose product is annotated as bromodomain-containing protein DDB_G0280777. The transcript is spliced from 2 exons. NCBI's taxonomy places the organism in Eukaryota, Metazoa, Arthropoda, Insecta, Diptera, Glossinidae. Gene Ontology annotation, cellular component: chitin-based extracellular matrix. The record is from RefSeq and is a predicted model, not a curated record. Gene Ontology annotation, molecular function: structural constituent of chitin-based larval cuticle. The coding region runs from base 117 to 1541 and encodes 474 amino acids.